Lycium barbarum (goji berry) is the source of this 2584-nucleotide messenger RNA. Its product is annotated as putative pentatricopeptide repeat-containing protein At5g43820. The transcript is spliced from 2 exons. NCBI's taxonomy places the organism in Eukaryota, Viridiplantae, Streptophyta, Magnoliopsida, Solanales, Solanaceae. Gene Ontology annotation, molecular function: protein binding. Bases 119 to 1750 code for a protein of 543 amino acids. The record is from RefSeq and is a predicted model, not a curated record.
ACGGGUUCGUAAGUUGGAAACCGGUACGAUGUCGCACAAAGGGUAACAUUAUCGUCCUCAAAUCAUUUUUCAGAGACCAGCAAAAAAUCCCCAAUCAAUAGGGAAUUACAAAUUUACAAUGCUUCUCGCAAGAUUUCUCACUUCCAGGUCCACUUCUCUUAAUCUUUCCCCAUUAAUCUCUACAUUAUCUCACUCAAUUUCAUCAUUACCAUUUUCUAAUUCCCCCACUAAUUUAGACGAAUCUCAUGUACUAACCCAACUCUCCCACCUUUUACCCAUCCGUCAAACAGUAAAAACCUUUCCUACACAUUUACCUAACCAAAACAAUCAGUGUAAAUUUAACGUCUUAGAUGAGCUUUUAACUCCUGAAGAUAAGUUACGUGGCAUUUUUCUCCAAAAACUUAAGGGCAAAACUGCAAUUGAAAAAGCACUUACAUCUGUUAACGUUGAAUUAACGGUUGAUUUAGUUGCUAAUGUUGUAAACAAGGGUAAUUUAGAUGGUACAUCAAUUGUUACAUUUUUCAAUUGGGCUGUCAAACAACCAACACUACUUAUUAAUAAUGAUACUUACUGUAUAGUUAUUAAAGCAUUAGGGAGGAGGAAGUUUUUUGAGCAUAUGGUUGAUAUGUUCAAGGAAAUGAGGAAUAAAGGAAUUAUCCCGAAUUUAGAGACACUUGAGAUUGUGGUUGAUAGCUUUAUUCGAGCUCGACGAAUUUCAAAGGCUGUAGAGUUGUUUAGUGGAUUAGAGGACUAUGGAUUGUGGUGUAGUACGGAGACGCUUAACGUUGUUUUAGGGUGUUUAUGUCGUCGAUCACAUGUAGGUGCUGCGAAUUCGUUACUUGUGAAAAUGAAAGAGAAGGUUUCUUUUGAUGUCGCGACUUAUAAUAUAGUUAUUGGUGGGUGGUCGAGAUUUGGGAGUGUUAAGGAAGUAGAGAGAAUCUUGAAGGAAAUGGUGGAUGAUGGAUUUGAGGCGAAUAAUUUGACUUAUAGUUAUGUUCUUGAAUGUUUAGGGAGAGCUGGUAGAAUUGAUGAGGCCGUUGAGAUUUUCGAGGGUUUGGAGGAAAAGGGGUGUGUGGUUGAUGUUGAGAUAUACAAUGCAAUGAUAUCGAAUUUCAUUGCACAUGGUGAAAUUGAUGAAUCGUUGAAAUAUUAUGAGAGGAUGUUAAAUAGGGGUUGUGAGCCGGAUGGUGAUACUUAUAUGAGACUAAUAUCUGCUUUUUUGAAAGCUAGAAGAGUAGCCGAUGCAAUUGAAAUGUUUGAUGAAAUGUUAAACAGGGGGAUGAUUGUAACUACAGGGACUGUGACCUCUUUUCUCGAGCCUUUGUGUAGUUAUGGUCCACCCCAUGCAGCUCUAACGAUUUAUAAGAAGGCGAGACAAGCGGGAUGUAGGAUAUCCUUGACUGCAUACAAGUUGCUGCUUAUGCGGCUUUCUAGGUUUGGGAAAUGUGGUAUGCUGUUAAACAUCUGGAAUGAGAUGCAAGAAAGUGGUUAUUCUUCUGAUAUGGAAGUUUAUGAGUAUGUCAUCAAUGGGCUUUGCAACAUAGGACAGCUUGAAAAUGCUGUCCUGGUAAUGGAGGAAGCUUUAGAGAAAGGAUUUUACCCCAGCAGGCUUAUCUGUAGCAAAUUAAACAAUAAGCUACUAGCUUCGAACAAAAUAGAGAUUGCAUACAGGCUUUUUCUAAAGAUAAAAAUUGCACGUGGAAAGCAUAAUUCACAAACAUACUGGCGUGCUAAAGGGUGGCAUUUCUGAUCUUUGCACAGUCAGUUGCUUAGUGCAACCGUAUCUGCUUUCAGAGUGAUAAACAUGACAAUAAUCACACAUCAACUUUCACUACCCUUAGCUGCCACUGGCAAUGAACUGAGUUUGCUCUUUUGCUUGGGCAUCCACUGCAUUGUUUUGAAGGGUAAUAUUUGAGAAAUUAUGUGAAGCAGCAGGAACUGAAGUACUGUUUUGCAUUGUCAUGGAGGGCUAAUACAUGAGAAAUUUCUUGAUGCACGGGGGACUGAAGUGUUACUUUUCUUUUCUAGAAGUUGUUCUGUGGAAAGUACGGAAAAGUCGUUUCAACCUGAGUCACAUAUUUAACUUUGACCAUUGAGAAAGUGCAAAGAAGUGUUAUGAGAUGCCUAGAAAGAUUACUGAAGCUCUCUUUAGUUGGGAGGCAGCUGGAGCUGGAGCAGAUGACAUAAUCAGAUGGAGGAUGGUCCCUGCUUGCAUUUGGUGGGCAACUUGGAAAGAAAGGAACUCUAGAUGCAUUGAGAACAGCAGCAACACAAUGCAGGAGAUCAAACUUAACUGUAUUAAGCUUUUUUCUUUUUGGUGUAACCAGAUCUACCCAGAGGAUACUAUAUCUAUCCUAGACUCAUUAGGUUCCUGUUAGAACUGUAGACUGGUUUUACUUUCUUUUGCUCACUUGUAAAUAUGGUUUCAGUACAACCCAUGUACUGUUUUGUGUUUAAUACAUACAACAUGUUACCUUCUCAAAAAAAAAAAAAAGUGUUAUAGAGAAACUUGUAUCCAGUUUGGAGUGAGGAACUAAUGCAUUCAGUUCCACAAGAUUAUACGAGGAUGUAGAACUGGUAAUAA